UGUCUUUAAUCGGGGUAAAGUGAUCGAGAUUCAACAUUCACAUUCACAUUCACAUUCACAUUCACAUUCACAUUCGCCCAGGAUGUUGAUUCACUGAUUGUCACCCUUGUGCUUCGCGAUCGCGUGUUCAGAUAGCACGGCCCCCCGGCCUCCACCUCAGACUCCCAUCUCGCAUCCCGCAUCCUCCUCAUCCCGCAUCACCCCUCAUCCCGCAUCUCGCACACAAUCACAAUGACGAUCAGCAUAGACCCAGGCUGCCUCAUCGUGCGCCCCAUCAACUCCGACGUGGACAGGCAGCAAGUCACGCGCAUCCUCAUCGAGUCCUUCGACGCGCUCUACAAGUCCAAAGGCAUGACCAUGACGGAUGAUCGCCGCAUCAUGCUCACCGACGCCGCAAAGCGAGAUGACGUCGUCGUCCUCAUCUGCCAUCCUCCUGCACCCGCACACGCAUCCGCAAGCGAUGAUGGUGCUCUGACUCCUCCCGCGCCCUUAGCGACAGCCACGCUGGUGCCGCCCACGUCUCGACAUACCCGCGCUUGGAAUCCCAAGGCGCUGAUCGCAAAGGGCGACGCACACGCACACGCACACGCACACGCACACGCACACCCACACCCACACCCACACGCACACGCACACGCACACGCACACCCACACCCACACCCACACCCACACGCGCACGCACCCGCACCCGCACCCAAACCUCGGUCCUGGGAGCUGAGAUUCCUUGCAGUGGCGCCGCAAGCUCAAGGCAAAGGUGUUGCCAGCCAAGUGAUUGCCCAUGCAGAGCGUUACGUCGUCGCUCACGGCAGCGAGGUCGUCUGUCUGCACACUCGCCGCGGCAUGGAGCAUCAGGAGAAGAUGUAUGCCAGCAAAGGCUAUGUGCGCGAUGAGGAGCAGGAUCUGACCAUUGGCGACGUGUACCUGCAAGCGUACUACAAGAUUCUCACGUGAGGGCGACCACGUCGUGAAACAAAACGUCCCUGCCAAUCUGGCUUUCGCCUUGACCGUGCUUUGCAGUCCAGAGUCGUGGCAAGCAGGCAGGCAGCCCAUCCUGAACAGGCGCACAGGUUGGAAUCGCACCGCGCAGACGGUGGAGCACAGGAAUCGAGUUUGAAGGCCUUGAGCGAGGCAGGAAGCGCAGCCCAUCGUGCAGAUCCAGUCCCGCUCACAAGCCUUCGCUGCCAGCCAC
Ceraceosorus guamensis is the source of this 1189-nucleotide messenger RNA. RefSeq lists its product as hypothetical. The record is from RefSeq and is a predicted model, not a curated record. Lineage: Eukaryota; Fungi; Basidiomycota; Exobasidiomycetes; Ceraceosorales; Ceraceosoraceae. Bases 232 to 951 code for a protein of 239 amino acids. Gene Ontology annotation, molecular function: acyltransferase activity, transferring groups other than amino-acyl groups. The transcript has a single exon.